UUGAGUGUUUCAUCAUCUAUUUUUAAUAGUAUAUGUAAUUUGACACAAAAACAUUGCAAACUUUGAUUUCCAGCAACUGAUUGACAACCUUGAUCGUGAUCUGCAAUAUGCUAUAAGAGUUGAGGGUAAGAUGGACUUGGAUUCCGUAUCUAAUUAUGAUGAAGUGAGGAGUUCUAUCUUUGAAAAGGCUGAGCUUUUCGACAAGUUUCUCAAUGGCUCAACCUUAGUGGAAUGCUAUUCAGCUGUUGCUUCUGUUGCCAACCGCUGGCUUGAUCUUCUUGAUAAUCAAGGAAAGGAUAUUGCGGACAAUGAGUUGCUCGAUUAUAUAUCUGAAUCAAGUACCAUGAGUAAGUCUCUAGCAGACUACCAAAGUCAUCAUCGACAUUCACAAUAAGUUCAGUCAGAGAAAAGGAGGCUCUCAUGCAAUGAUCCCAAAGUGAAGAAUAGGAAGAAUGUCAAGAAAAAUGACAUUAUUGAGUUUUCAAUGUAUAGAUAUUUCUUUUAUGAAAAGUGCUUCUUAAUAAGCAAUGAAUAUUGUAUAAUAUAUGUUUGUUUAUUUUUUUAUUAAAGUUAAAUAAUUUAUUUGAUUAAUAAUGUUAAA
This is a messenger RNA of Humulus lupulus (European hop), 601 nucleotides long. RefSeq names its product DNA polymerase epsilon catalytic subunit A-like. The coding region runs from base 131 to 394 and encodes 87 amino acids. Gene Ontology annotation, cellular component: epsilon DNA polymerase complex. Gene Ontology annotation, molecular function: DNA binding; single-stranded DNA 3'-5' DNA exonuclease activity; DNA-directed DNA polymerase activity. The transcript has 3 exons. NCBI's taxonomy places the organism in Eukaryota, Viridiplantae, Streptophyta, Magnoliopsida, Rosales, Cannabaceae. Gene Ontology annotation, biological process: base-excision repair, gap-filling; leading strand elongation; mitotic cell cycle. The record is from RefSeq and is a predicted model, not a curated record.